CUGUAUUCAAUCUUGACGCCUCUGGUAGACUGUUACCCUAAAGGCCUAAACCCUCAGCACAGCGGAAGGUGUUUCUUUCUCAGUUGCAGCCUUCAGGGGAGUCCAAGGUCUGUGCCGCCGGUGAGAUAUAUCGGAAAAGUUCUCCGUCGAAACCGUAUACGCCCCAAAAUGGGAAUGGAAAAAGAGCCUCAGAAACCUCAGCAAGUCUCAUACACAGUGGAGCAGCUGGUAGCUGUGAAUCCUUACAAUCCCGACAUCCUCCCCGAUCUUGAAAACUACGUCAAUGAGCAGGUUGCCUCACAAACAUACAGCUUAGAUGCAAAUCUCUGCCUUCUUCGCCUUUAUCAGUUUGAGCCAGAGCGGUUGAGCACCCAAAUUGUUGCUCGCAUUUUGGUUAAGGCCCUCAUGGCAAUGCCGGCUCCAGAUUUCAGCCUUUGUCUCUUUUUGAUCCCAGAAAGAGUGCAAAUGGAGCAGCCGUUCAAGACUCUGAUUGUCCUCUCCCAUUAUCUUGAGACUGGUGGAUUUCGUCAAUUCUGGGAUGAAGCAGCUAAGAGUCGACAUAUUGUUGAAGCUGUACCAGGGUUUGAGCAAGCUAUCCAAGCCUAUGCGGUUCACGUCCUUUCCUUGACCUACCAAAAGGUUCCUAGGUCCGUCUUAGCAGAGGCCAUCAACAUCGAAGGCUUGGCACUGGAUAAAUUCCUUGAACAGCAAGUGGUAAACUAUGGGUGGGUUUUAGAGAUGGGCCAAGGUGGUGGACAAAUCAUUGCUCUUCCAAAGACAGAAUUCAACCAUCCUGAGCUCAAGAAGAACUCUGGCGAUGCAGUCCCAUUGGACCACAUCACUCGCAUCUUCCCCAUUCUUAGCUGAAUCUUUUUGAACAUCACAGCUGGAUCUGGCUCAACAUAUUAUGAAGCCAGCAGUGACCUGCGAAUUAGGGUUUGGGACCUUAUGUUUUAGUAUUUCAUGAUUACGUGAACAGCCUUGCCUUGAGUCUUCAUGGACAUGAUAAUAGACACUAGAAAACUGACCUUGAGAAUUUCAGAGGAUCAUAUGAGGUGAUAGGUGAUUGCUUUGCUGCCUUAAUUUAUCUGGACCAGAUUUGGACUUUGAUGCCCUUGUGUUACCCAGAAGAAAGACCAUACAUAAAUGGUGCGCCUGAUGAUGAGACAGAUGGCAUAAUAGAAAACAUUGUGCAGUAUUCUAUUACUGGUGGAAGAAAGAAAAAGGAAGAAUAUGGUUCUACUUUAAAGAAACCAGAC
Messenger RNA from Linum tenue, 1259 nucleotides. Lineage: Eukaryota; Viridiplantae; Streptophyta; Magnoliopsida; Malpighiales; Linaceae. The record is from the annotation of a GenBank genome assembly.